This is a messenger RNA of Pteropus alecto (black flying fox), 4702 nucleotides long. It is a transcript of the gene LRRC32, whose product is annotated as leucine rich repeat containing 32. NCBI's taxonomy places the organism in Eukaryota, Metazoa, Chordata, Mammalia, Chiroptera, Pteropodidae. Gene Ontology annotation, molecular function: protein binding. The coding region runs from base 628 to 2607 and encodes 659 amino acids. The transcript has 3 exons. The record is from RefSeq and is a predicted model, not a curated record.
CGCGAUGUGGGGAACCCCCUCUGUGGCUGCCCCAGGGCCAGUGAAGGGUCAUUUCCUUCCGCGUUCAGCCCUGCAGUCACUUCUGUUUGUCCCCCGUAAGUGCGGCGGCGCCGGCAGCGGGGAAAUCGGGGCCAGGCCGGAUUUCCUCUGCGGACCUGCAGCUCUUAGAGCCGCCCGCCCCUCCGGGACCCCGCGGGGCCGUGAACUGCACGUGCAGCCGCUCGGGGCCGGGCCUCGCUCGUACUGGGCUCCCUCAGCUACUCCUCUCUCUCCGGCUCCUUCAUCCCGCCCUCUUCAACCCGCCCCUUCCCAGCCGGGAUUCCAGCGUAAAGAAGAUGCUUCACUCCCUCGCAGGUUCCGGAUAAACCGAGUCACGCCAGGGAGCCGUACGGGCGCUAGGACCCCGCGGCUUGACCGAGGGGGGGCGUGGUGGGGCGGGAGAGGUAUUUAAAUUGGAGCCCGAGCCGCCCCCUCGCGGGUCGGACUCCCGUGGGGCAGUGGAGCGGCCGUGCGCCUCCUCGGGCCGUGACCCCGGAGUCUGGCGCCGGGUGGGACCGGGGGAUAGGUUUGCGCAAAAUGUGCCGGGGCUGCCGGAGAGAGGAGCGGCGGCCGCGCUGAGCCAGAGCCAUGAGCCACCAGAUUCUGCUGCUCCUGGCCGUGCUGAUCCUGGGCCUGGCUACCUCCCAACACCGAGACAAGAUACCCUGUAAGAUGGUGGACAAGGAGGUCUUGUGCCAGGGCCUUGGCCUACUUCAGGUCCCCUCGGUGCUUCCUCGGGACAUUGAGGUCCUCGACCUGUCUGAAAAUCAGCUUUGGAGGAUCCUGGCCUUGCCCUUGGGCUUCUACACAGCCCUCCGUCACCUGGACCUGAGCUUCAACGAGAUCAGCUUCCUCCAGCCCGGUGUCUUCCAGGCCCUGUCCCACCUGGAGCACCUCAACCUGGCCCACAACCGCCUGGCGCUGAGCACUGGUGGUCUAGGUCCCCUGCUGCAUGUGACGUCCCUGGACCUGUCUGGGAACAGCCUGUACAGUGGCCUGAUGGAGCGGCUGCUGGGGGAGGCACCCGCCCUGCGUACCCUCGUGCUGGCAGAGAACAGCCUGACGCACCUUGCCCGUCAGACCUUCUGGGGCAUGCCUGCGCUUGAGCGGCUGGACCUACAUAGCAAUGUGCUCAUGGACAUCGAAGACGGUGCUUUCGAGGCCCUGCCCCACCUGACCCACCUCAACCUCUCCAGGAACUCCCUCACCUGCAUCUCCGACUUUAGCCUCCAGCAGCUGCGAGUACUGGACCUCAGCUGUAACAGCAUCGAGGCCUUUCAGACUGCCCCAGAGCCCCAGGCUGGGUACCAGCUCACCUGGCUUGACCUGCGAGAAAACAAACUGCUCCACUUCCCUGACCUGGACGCGCUCCCAAGACUCAUCUACCUGAACGUGUCCAACAACCUCAUCCGGCUCCCUGUGGGGCCACCCCAGGGUGGCGAGGCCAUCCACGCACCUUCCGAGGGCUGGUCAGCCUUGCCUCUCUCAAAUCCCACCCGCAACUCUAGCACUCACCCCCUCUCCCAGCUCUUGAAUCUGGAUUUGAGCUACAAUGAGAUCGACUUCAUCCCAGAGGGCUUUCUUGAUCACCUGACCUCCUUGCGCUUUCUGAACCUCAGCAGAAACUGCUUGCGGGCUUUUGAGGCUCAACGUGCAAGCUCCCUGCCCUGUCUUGUGCUCCUGGACAUCAGCCACAAUGCGCUGGAGACACUAGAGCUGCACACCAGAGCCCUGGGGUCUCUGCGGACACUGUUCCUACAGGACAAUGCCUUGCAGGACCUGCACCCAUACACCUUUGCCGGCCUGGCCAGCCUGCAGAGCCUCAAUUUGCAGGGGAACCGGGUCAGCCCCUGUGGAAGGCCAGGUGAGUCUGGACUCUCAGGCUGUGUGGCCUUCUCUGGCAUCUCCUCCCUCCGCAUCCUGAACUUGGUGAACAAUGAGAUGGAGAUGCUCCGGGCAGGAGCCUUCCUUCAUACGCCACUUACCGAGUUGGAUGUCUCUGCCAACCCUGGGCUGGAUGUGGCCACAGGGGCCCUGGCAGGCCUGGAGUCCUCCUUGGAGGUCCUGGCCCUGCAAGGCAAUGGGCUGGAGGUCCUGCAGGUAGACUUGCCCUGCUUCAGCUGUCUCAAACAGCUCAAUCUCGCUGAGAACCGCCUGAGUCGCCUGCCGGCCUGGACACAGGCUGUGUCCCUGGAGGUGCUGGACCUGAGGAACAACAGCUUCAGCUUCCUGCCAGGAAGCGCUAUGGGUGGCCUGGAGACUAGCCUCCGGCGCCUCUACCUGCAGGGGAAUCCACUCAGCUGCUGCGGCAAUGGCUGGCUGGCAGCCCAGCUGCACCAGGGCCGCGUGGACGUGGAUGCCACCCAGGACCUGAUCUGCCGCUUCAGCUCCCGAGAGGAGGUGUCCCUGAGUGAUGUGCGUCCUGAGGACUGCGAGAAGGGGGAGCUCAAGAAUGUCAACCUCAUCAUCAUCCUUACUGUCGCAGUGGUCUCUGCCAUUGUUCUCACCACACUGGCCACCUGUUGUUGUGUCCGCCGGCAGAAGUUCAACCAACAGUACAAAGCCUAGAGAAGCCAGAGCUGCAGAACAGCUCAGCCGGGAGACCCUCGUGGGGCAGUGGGGGAGCCAGAGGCACAGGGAAUGGUAGGGAUUGACGCAAGGUCCACAGUGAGCCAAGGUCUCAGAACCCUGGUCUCUAAAUCCCACCCCAGGGCUCCUUUCCCUGCAUCCUGCUGCAUCAGUGGGUGAUCCACUUCCCAGAUCGCACAUGUGGUCCAGUGGAAGCCAGAAGUUGAGCAGUUUCAGAAGUGACAGAGAAUAAGGUUGACCGAUUGGAUCAACCAAGCUUUGCCAGACAUCUGUUCUGUGCCACACCCUGCUCUGGGCACUGGGGACUCUGGUGAAGGAGACACAUCCCUGCCCUCAAGCAUCUCCUAGUCUGGGUGGGGAGGGGGUCACAGAGCCAUGCAAUGACCACACAGUGUGGAGCCCAGGGCUCCAAAGCUCGGCAGCGGAGUCUGCCCUGGCAGGGCCAGGCGGGGACAAGGAGGCUCAAGACCGAAAGGAUUUGUCCGAGAUGUUUCCAAGCAGACUAUUUGUCACAUCUGAUAAUGACUUUCAGCUUCUCUGGAACAUGACGAGCUUGUGACCGGAAGAGAACUAGAGCCACAUGAGUACGUCCUGGAUCCAGCAUUAUUAGGCGGGCUGUGGUGUCUCCAGCAGGUCCUGGUUAAGAGGCUGUCGCCCUGGGCUUUGGCUAGCACUGGACCAUUUCGUUUCCUGGUCUGGACAGGCUCUUUCUGCACCCGGCACUCUCAUGUUGCACACACUGGCCCGAAUACUGCCUUAGCCCACACUUCCUGCUUAGGCCCCCUGCUCCAUUCCGGUCCCACCCUGGCUGGAAAGGCAGGAGUUGUAGCCUUAGGGCUCUGGUUCUGUUUUAUACCAGGCUUGGCAUCUGUAACAAACCCAAGCCUGCAAUCCGCCUCUUUAUGACAACCCUCUGAGGCUGGUUAUUUCAUCCCAUUUUAUAAGAGGCUCCAAGUCUCCCUCCAUGGUUCCCUCAGCUAAGAAAUACCAUAACUGACAUUUAGACUCACAUCCUCCUGACUCCAGGGCCUGAGCUUUGCUGCUGCGGAGGCUGUAGGCUGUCAGGUGGACAGGAAGUGGCCCUACAUCACUGGAACAGGGCCUGGGAACAUCCUGUGCUGUGCAUCCCCACCUGCUCUUCUCUCCCGGGCAAGCAGAGAGAAGGCAGGCAGCCACAUGCCCUCUCCUCUUUCUCUGCCUCAGUUUCCCUCAUUUUCUCCAUUGCAGACUGGUAUGGGUUCUCUUUUUUCUCUUCUUACUAUUGCAUUCCUUCAUUCCCUCUUUCUCCAGUGAGCACAGCCUGGAGCAUGAGACUAUUGAGUCCAACCUCCCCAUUGCACAGAGAGGAAACAGACUUAGGAAGAGAAUGGGCCUUACUUAGAGCUAUACAAGUCAGUAGCAGAGUCUGUGAAAAAAGUAGAUUUAGAUCUCAUCGGGGUAUGUGUGGGGGAGUUUGGGGGUUGGACCUGAGUGGUUUUCUUCUCUCUCAGCUGUCACAUCACAAGAUAACGCUGGCUCCAAAUGCUCUUUCUGGUCUUCAUCAUGCAGGGAUUUUUUCCCCCUAGAAAAAUAGGUAGAAAAAUGCAUCCAGAUUUAACUUGUUGUCCCUCAUAUCCAUGGAACCAUGGGCUGUCCAGGAAGAAAGGGGGCCUUGGGAUCUACCCAGGACCCCAUACUGUUGUCUUUACCUCCCACCUCUGUUUGGGUGCUGUCUGGCUCAGGAUAGUGCUCGGUAAAGUGAGAGAUAACGAAAAUGCCUAUCUCUCUGCCCCAUUUUGCAGAUGAGGAAACUGAGGCCCUGUGAGGGUCAAGGACUCAGGGACCUGGUGUCCUGGCUCCAGCCUGGGGCCCUGGGGGUCUGGGGGACCCAGUCCUAAUUGGGAUCAGGACCACAGGUGCUCACUGCACACAAACACUCUCAGGCUUGGGGGCUGGUAUGUUCCUCUCCAAGCCUGAUUUUGAAAACACUACAUAAUGCUGCUCUCACCUCCUAGGAGCCAGGCCGCUGCCCAGGCCUCAGAACCAGCUCUUUGUAUAAACCACACGAAUGUAUUAAAAACUAAUUUUGAAGAAA